Messenger RNA from Vigna angularis (adzuki bean), 769 nucleotides. RefSeq lists its product as uncharacterized. The record is from RefSeq and is a predicted model, not a curated record. Bases 85 to 648 code for a protein of 187 amino acids. NCBI's taxonomy places the organism in Eukaryota, Viridiplantae, Streptophyta, Magnoliopsida, Fabales, Fabaceae. The transcript is spliced from 5 exons.
UAACUAUUAGAAGCUAUAGGAAUUUGAAAAGUUCUGGAAUUUAAUUUGAAACGGUUGCUCUAUCACUGUCACUGAGUCCUUCAAAUGAAGCCUUCAAUGGUGAACUCAAAACUCUUCUUCUUCUUCACUCUACUCAUCUUCUUGUUCAUCAUGUUUGCACUACACAAACAACGUCAGCUAGAUCAACUCAAGUCAAGGGUUUCACUAUUAGAAUCCAGCAUUGAGAACAGGGAGCAUGAAUUGCGAAAUAAGGAGACUUUUGAAAAAGAAAUUGCAUCUUUGAAGGAUAGGGUUGACUCUAUUCAGUUGCAGGACAAGUCUGAUAUAGGCCAGUGUGGCACCAAUGAUCAGCUGAAGGAGGAAAGCAUACCAAAUGUAAAGCCUCUCUUUGAUUUUCUAACUGCUAGAACUCUUGAGGCCUACCAUGUGUUCAAGAAAACUUUAUUAUCACUUCUUGUCAAAUUCCUAAAAUCUGCAAUACCAUACAUGCAGAAAUUGUACCUUUCUGCCAUGCCAUCUUUUGAUCAAACUGUAUCAGUGAUAAAGAUUUUCCUUGCUUACUCAAGAAAAAUAAUUACCUUUUUACUCAACAUACUCAAGGAGCGACUGAAUGAUUUACUUCAAGAAAACUUGGAGGGAGCAGCUUAGCAAUGAUUGUAAAGGACUCAGAUGCAACAUCAUUAGUGUGUAAUUUAUGAUAGUGUAGGAUCUUGGUUGAACUGUUUUCCAUUCAGUUUUGCUUUAUGUUGAAAGGUGCUAUAUUAUUCUC